Dryobates pubescens (Downy woodpecker) is the source of this 1868-nucleotide messenger RNA. RefSeq names its product cell adhesion molecule 3 (gene CADM3). Gene Ontology annotation, biological process: homophilic cell-cell adhesion. Gene Ontology annotation, cellular component: presynaptic membrane. The transcript has 10 exons. Bases 123 to 1367 code for a protein of 414 amino acids. NCBI's taxonomy places the organism in Eukaryota, Metazoa, Chordata, Aves, Piciformes, Picidae. The record is from RefSeq and is a predicted model, not a curated record.
CGCUGCCGCACCGCCGGCUCCAGACCGAGAGCAGCGCCCGGUGCCGCCGCCUCCGCGCUGCGGCUCGGCUUGCCCCGGCGGCACCGCUGUUCCCUGCCGCCAGCAUCGCCACCGUCAUCGCCAUGCUGCCGCUCGGUCUCCUGCUGCUCCUCGCCUGCUUCGGUGCCGCCCGGGGAAACCUCUCCCGCGACGAGAGCCAGCCCACGACGUCGGACGAGACGGUGGUGGCCGGCGGCACCGUGGUGCUGAAGUGCCAGGUGGAGGACCCUGACGACUCCUCCCUGCAGUGGUCCAACCCUGCCCAGCAGACUCUCUACUUCGGGGAGAAACGAGCCCUGCGGGACAACAGGAUCCAGCUGGAGAGGUCGACCCCCAACGAGCUGACCAUCAGCAUCAGGGACGUGGUGCUGGCCGACGAGGGGGAAUACACCUGCUCCAUCUUCACCAUGCCAGUGCGCACCGCCAAGGCCCUGGUCACCGUGCUGGGAAUCCCCCAGAAGCCUCAGAUCUUCGGCCACGAGCAGCCCAUCGACGAGGAGAAGGUGGCCAGGCUGACCUGCAGGUCCUCGGGCAGCAAGCCUGCAGCCCAGCUCCGCUGGAGGAAGGGCAACAAGGAGCUGAAGGAUGAGGGCACUCAGGUGGAGGAGGAUGACAAUGGGAAGACCUUCACGGUGAGCAGCAGGGUGGAGUUCCGAGUGACCAAGGAGGACAACGAGGCCGAGGUCACCUGCACCGUGGACCACGAGUCCCUGCAGAACGCAGAGAGGUCGACCACCCAGAAGCUGCAGGUCCACUACAAACCGACGGCGAAGAUCGAACCACACCCCCAGUACCCGCGGGAGGGAGAGAAGCUGCAGCUGCAGUGUGAUGGGCAGGGGAACCCCAUCCCCCAGGAGUUCCUGUGGGAGAAGGAGGGCAGCGACGCCCCCCUGCAGCUCAGCUCCGACAGUGUCCUCAUCUUCCCCUUCCUCAACAAGAGCGACAGCGGCACCUACGUCUGCACCGCCACCAGCUCCAUGGGCAGCGUGGUGGCCAAGUACAACCUGGACGUCAGUGAUGCCAGCCCGGUGCCCUCCACCUCCAGCACCUACCACGCGGUGAUCGGCGGCGUGGUGGCCGUCAUCGUCUUCCUCCUGCUCAGCCUCCUCAUCGUCCUGGGGCACUACCUGAUCAGGCACAAAGGUUUGUGCAUAAGCCACGGGCAGACGGUCACCUCCAGACACCGGCAGCCCCCCGCAGAGGUGAUGUGUACCUACCUGACCCACGAGGCCAAGGGCUCUGACGACGCCCCGGACGCCGACACAGCCAUCAUCAACGCGGAGGGAGGGCAGGCCGGCGGCGACGACAAGAAGGAGUAUUUCAUCUAGGGGGAUGGGGGGCAGGGGAGAGAGAGCCUGAAACGGAGCCAGCGCCCCCUGAUGGAAACGGCACCGAGACCACCGAGACCACCACCCCCACGCACCCCAACGGAUUUUCUCUCGCGCCCGGCACAGGCGGACGGACGGACGGAGGACAGAGGACGGAGGGAUGGCAGGAGGCGGAGCAGAGGGCAACCAGCCUGAGAGGUGAGGAAGCUGCUGGGAAACUUGUACAGAGCCACAGCCCCGGCCCCGGUCGCUUGCUUGCUCCUCGGCCCUGCUCGCACGACGCCGAACAAGCAGGGAGUGAGCAACCUCCCUGCCCCCUGCAGUGCAGGAGCAGCUUCCCUGCGGUGGGAGAGCAACCUCCCUGCCCUGGGAGAGCAACCUCCCUGCCCUGGGAGAGCAACCUCCCUGCGGUGGGAGAGCAACUUCCCUGCCCUGUGCAGCAAGUGAGCAACUUUCCUGCCCCCUGCAGUGGAGGAGCAGCUUCCCUGCAGUGGGAGAGCA